CCCCCCUUGCGGGUGCUCUCACUCUACUGAUCUUGGACUCACGCAGUAACCAGCGGAAAGACAAUAUUUUAUUUUAAAAGUUCGGUGGCUGUUUCAGUACGGAAGUUGAAUGAUAUUCAACGUGAGCUGACAACUGAACGAAGCUUCGUCUGGUUCACUCAUAAUACCCGCCCGUGCUGGCAGGAAAGCUGAAACGGGCAGAAUGAGAGUUAUUAUAGGUGGAGGUUCUGGGUUUGUGGGUCGAGAGCUAACCCGGUUGUUGCGCAAGAGAGGUCACGAGGUCACCAUAGUUUCCCGCCAGCCUGGCCCUGACAGGAUCACAUGGGAUGAUUUGGACGCCGACGGCCUCCCACCAUGUGAGGGCGCUGUUAAUCUGGCCGGAGAGAAUCUCAUGAACCCCCUGCGCUGGUGGAAUGAGAGUUAUAAGAAGGACCUGUUCUCCAGUCGCAUUGAUACGACCAGAACUCUGGCCCGGGCGAUAAGCUCCGCCCCCACGCCCCCCCGGUCGUGGGUCCUGGUCACUGGUGUGGCGUGCUACAAGCCAAGCCAGACGGCCCUGUACACGGAGGACAGCGAGUGGACGCCCUUUGACCUCUUGUCCCAGCUGGUGAAGGAGUGGGAGGAAGCGGGACGUCUCUCUGACGACGUCGCCGCGACGACCAGACAGGUGGUGAUCAGGCCAGGGGCGGUUUUGGGGCGGGACGGGGGAGCCAUGAAGCAGAUGCUGACCCCAUUCUGGCUGGGACUGGGGGGCACCUUGGGGUCGGGUCAGCAGCCUUUCCCCUGGAUCCACGUUUCGGACCUGGCGGGAAUAAUCGCCCACUCCCUGGAGGCCCCCCCUCCUGCCCCCCCCACGGCUGACGGUCCGGAGGUCCUGAACGGGGUGGCCCCCGCCCUCAACACAAACCGGGAGUUCACCGAGGCCCUGGGCCGGGCCCUGGGCCGCCCCACCCUGUUCCCCGUGCCCGGUUUCAUCAUGCGGGCGCUGAUGGGCGCCGAGCGGGCCGUCGUGCUCAUGGAGGGCCAGCGGGUGGCGCCCAAGAGGACUCUGGAGUCAGGGUACGAGUACCAGUACCCAGACCUGCGUGCCGCCCUGGGGGAGAUAGUUGGGAGAUGAUGCCCGCUACCUGGCCCGUGAUGGGUUCAACGCUGCUGUUAACUCCACCCACGACCCCGCCAAGACCCCGUCAACCCUUCCCACAAACACCUCAGUCCAACCCAAAUCCUGCUCAAACUCCCGACCAAGAUGCCAUCAACCCUUCUCACAAAUCCCUCAAUCCAUCUACAACGCCGCUGAAACCCGAACCAAGACUCCAUCAACCCUUCCCACAAACACCUCAGUCCAACUACAACCCCACUCAAACUCCCAACCAAGACUCCAUCAACCCUUCCCACAAACACCUCAAUCCAACCACAACCCCGCUGAAACCCAAACCAAGACUCCAUCAACCCUUCCCACAAACACCUCAGUCCAACUACAACCCCACUCAAACUCCCAACCAAGACUCCAUCAACCCUUCCCACAAACCCCUCACCACAACCACAAACGCCUCAAUCCCACCGACAACCGCCUUGGCUCCAUUAACCACAGCCUUGACCCUGCCCACAGCCCCACUGGCCCAUCCACAUCCACGCCCUCAACCCUGCCAACAACUCCGCUGACUCCACCCCAACACCACCUCCACAAUGACAUCUCCUGAACUCCACCACCGGCCCCUUGGUGGGGUUAGGUGUGACUGUGUUCUGCAUGGAGAUGCUUGACCUUGGUUCUGGAGCAGCCAAACCUUGGUUUUGCGGGUAGUUAGGCCGAAUCUGUGAAUCUGACAGUGUGUGCAGUAAACCAGGGCAUGUGAAGGUACCUAAUGUUGGUUGUCUGAUUUGAGUGUUGAUUCUGUCUGAUUAAUGCUGGAUGCCUGAUUAAAGUGCAUUUUAAAGACAUACUUGCCUGUAGCUACAGGCAGGAGAGAGCUGUUAUUCAUGCUGAGGGCUGCUAGAGAAUAAACCUACACACUACAGAAGGGUCUCAGCACAAAUUGCAGAUUUAAAAUUUCAGAAAAUAAAUGAUGAAAAAGUGCUGAAGUACGUAUGCAGAUGAGUAAAUGUAUAAAGGUGCAAAGGUGCUUUCUAUGCUGUGGCCUAGGAUCUAUAAACCACCAUUUCCAGGUUUCCAUCUAAGGAACAUCUGCCAUUCUUAGGAUGCAAAAUUUGAACACGUGGAACAUGAAUCACCACAAGUUGUGAGUGUUCAUUUUGCCUUCGCUAUCCAAUAAACAGUGUUUCCAACACGGUG
This is a messenger RNA of Anguilla anguilla (European eel), 2290 nucleotides long. RefSeq names its product short chain dehydrogenase/reductase family 39U, member 1 (gene sdr39u1). NCBI's taxonomy places the organism in Eukaryota, Metazoa, Chordata, Actinopteri, Anguilliformes, Anguillidae. Bases 203 to 1117 code for a protein of 304 amino acids. The transcript has 7 exons. The record is from RefSeq and is a predicted model, not a curated record.